CACGGACGAAGAAGACUACAUGCCACACGAGAAAUCUUAGAACAUUUCUGGAACAUUUGCGUUCAUUAAAAAUGUAUGUGGAAAUAUUUCGUGCAUUUUCAUUAGCAGUCUAUCUAUCACUACAAUGUGUUAGUACCAUCCAUUAAUAUUAGCUGGAUCAUUUAAUAUGGAUUGAUGAAAUAUAAUAGAUUUGAGAAUGUCAAGGAAGUUCUGCUAUUAGCUACUACCGUUACCUACAGUAGUGCAAGUUAUGGCACUAUCAAAGCAAGACGACACAGCCAAUGUUGUACUCCCUGGAGAGGAACCCAAAGACAGAUUGCCAUGUCUUACCCAACCAGUCCAAAGCAAAACAUCUACUGGCAGGACUUUGAAUGAGAAAGAGAUGGAGAAACUGACAGGUGACCAGACUUUGGUGUCUGACUUCAAGCAGAUGAAGUUGGAAAAGGAGGCACAGAAAAACUGGGACUUGUUUUACAAAAGGAACACUACAAACUUUUUCAAGGAUAGGCAUUGGACCACCAGAGAGUUUGAAGAACUGAAAGUGUGCCUUGAGGUAAGAAGAUGGUGUAGGAUGUUGUUAGGUUCCCAACUAGGGGUGCAUCUCAAUAUGGUACGUUUCUCUCUCUCAGUUUGAAGCCCAGAGGCUGGUCCUGCUUGAAGCUGGCUGUGGGGUUGGGAACUGCAUCUUCCCACUACUGGAGGAAGACCUCAACAUCUUUGUCUAUGCCUGUGACUUCUCACCACGAGCUGUGGAGUUUGUGAAGGUAAGAAGAUGUACCACUAAUGACCCGGAGCUAGUGAGACUUUUAACAAAACAACCCUGAUGUCCAGAGUCAUUUUCUCUUUGUCCUCAGCAACACCCCCUGUACUGCACUGAGCGCUGCAGUGCGUUCCAGUGUGACCUGACUAAAGAUGACCUGAGGGGUAAUGUCCCAGUGGGCAGUGUGGAUGUGGCCACGCUCAUAUUCGUCCUCUCAGCCAUCCACCCAGACAAGAUGCAGCAGGCUCUGGACAACAUUUACAGGGUGAGACAGGGCUGAGGAAAAGCAUGAAACUGCAGUAAACACUUUAAACACCCUCAAAAUAACUCGUGACUGAAUUGACAUUCUCUGUGUCAGGUUCUGAAGCCAGGGGGCAUCAUUCUGUUCAGGGACUAUGGCCUGUAUGACCACGCCAUGAUGAGGUUUAAGGCCGGAAACAAACUGGGAGAGAACUUCUACGUCAGGCAGGACGGCACCAGGUCUUAUUUCUUCUCCAAAGGUCAGUCCAUUCCUCUUUCUCUUUCCUCUCCUACAUUUUCCCUCGUAGUAGUUCUUUUAGCUUUUUUGUCUUUCUUUCUUUCUUUCUCUCAUCACAUAACGCACAAGCAGUAAGCAGUCGGUCUCUUCUAUGGGACUCUUUCUCUGUUUAUACAUUUUUCUUCUUCUUCGAUGAGGUUUAACGGCAGUUGGCAUCCAAUAAAUGUUGCAUUACUGCCACCUACUAGACUGGAGUUUAACUCCCUUAUACUUUUCUUUUUUUUAAAAUAUACAAAAAAAUAAUAAUACUAAUACCCUAUCAUCUAACACUACACUCACAAAACAUUAAAAAUAAAUAAAAAAUAUCAUACUCCACUAUUUAAAUCUAUUUUGUCCUACUUCAGGCCAACAGCCUGAAAGGAUCGGACAUCGCCACUUAACACACCCUGUAACUCUUCCGAUGUCAAGUCUUGCACACCAAAAUACCUCUCCGUAGCUGCCACCACAACCUCUAUUUUCUGCUACUUACGUUCCAUCCCUGCAGUAGAGUUGAUAACCAUUGCUAUAAAUGCCAAAAAUCCAAUCUUACUGAAACAUACAGUACCAGUCAAAAGUUUGGACACACCUACUCAUUCAAGGGUUUUUCUUUAUUUUAUACAAUUUUAUACAUUGUAUAAUAAUAGUGAAGACAUCAAAACUAUGAAAUAACACAUAUGGAAUCAUGUACUAACCCAAAAAGUGUUAAACAAAUCAAAAUAUAUUUUAUACUUGAGAUUCUUCAAAUAGCCACUCUUUGCCUUGAUGACAACUUUGCACACUCUUGGCAUUCUCUCAACCAUCAUAACCAGGAAUGCUUUUCCCACAUAUGCUGAGCACUUGUUGGCUGCUUUUCCUUCACUCUGUGGUCCGACUCAUCCCAAACCAUCUCAAUUGGGUUGAGGUCGGAGAAUAGUGGAGGCCAGGUCAUCUGAUGCAGGACUCCAUCACUCUCCUUCUUGGUAAAAUAGCCCUUACACAGCCUGGAGGUGUGUUGGGUCAUUGUCCUGUUGAAAAACAAAUAAUAGUCCCACUAAGCCCAAACCAGAUGGGAUGGCGUAUCGCUGUAGAAUGCUGUGGUAGCCAUGCUGGUUAAGUGUGCCUUGAAUUCUAAAUAAAUCACAGUCAGUGUCACCAGCAAAGCACCCCCACACCAUAACACCUCCUCCUCCAUGCUUUACGGUGGGAACUACACAUGCGGCGAUCAUCCGUUCACCCACACCGCAUCUCACAAAGACACUGCGGUUGGAACCAAAAAUCUCCAAUUUGGACUCCAGACCAAAGGACACAUUUCUACCAGUCUAAUGUCCAUUGCUCGUGUUUCUUGACCCAAGCAGGUUUCUUCUUAUUAUUGGUGUCCUCUAGUAGUGUUUUUUUUGCAGCAAUUUGACCAUGAAGGCCUGAUUCACACAGUCCCCUCUGAACAGUUGAUGUUGAGAUGUGUCUGUGACUUGAACUCUGUGAUGCAUUUAUUUGGGCUGCAGUUUCUGAGGCUGGUAACUCUAAUGAACUUAUCCUCUGCAGCAGAGGUAACACUGGGUCUUCCAUUCCUGUGGCGGUCCUCAUGAGAGCCAGUUUCAUCAUAGCGCUUGAUGGUUUUUGCGAGUGCACUUGAAGAAUCUUUAAAGGUUCUUGAAAUGUUCCGUAUUAACUGACUUUCAUGUGUUAAAGUAAUGAUGGACUGUCAUUUCUCUUUGCUUAUUUGAGCUGUUCUUGCCAUAAUAGGGACUUGGUCUUUUACCAAAUAGGGCUAUCUUCUGUAUACCACCCCUACCUUGUCACAACACAACUGAUUGGCUCAAACGCAUUAAGAAGGAAUUAAAUUCCACAAAUUAACUUUUGAAAUGCAUUCCAGGUGACUACCUCAUGAAGCUGGUUGAGAGAAUGCGAAGAGUGUGCAAAGCUGUCAUCAAGGCAAAGGGUGGCUAUUUGAAGAAUCUGAAAUAUAAAAUACAUUUUGAUUUGUUUAACACUUUUUUGGUUACUACAUGAUUCCAUAUGUGUUAUUUCGUAGUUUUGAUGUCCACUAUUAUUCUGUAAUGUAAAAAUAAAGAAAAACCCUUGAAUGAGUAGGUGUGUCCAAACUUUUGACUGGUAGUGUAUAUCACUUGUUGGUUUAUCCCUCUGUACUGGUAUAGGUCUACUACUCACACCACUCCUCUCAGGAUCCCUCCCCCUUGACCCAUCUUCCUCUACUUUCUUCACUGCCUCAGCAUAUGACAACUUCUGCACUACUCUAACCCUGGAAACCUCAACCUGCCUCUCUUGCAUGGGCACCCCUACAUUUAACACAUACCACUGCUUUCCCCAAUGCUACACAUUCCUUGGUCUUAUGCCCUUCUGCACACUUCUCACAUCUAGGAACCUCCCUCCUACACACUGCUGCCACAUGCCCAUAAGCUUGACACCUGUAACAAUGUAAUGUAUUCAGCACAAAAGCUCGUACAGGAUAACUUAUAUAUCCUAAUAUCACUUUGUCGGGCAAAGACUCAACAUCAAAACUCAAAAGAACAGACAAUGACUCGACUGUUUCUCCACUCACUCCAACCUGUCUGCGUCUCACCAAACGACGAGCAUCACAAACACGGGAAUCUUCUCCUUCAGUUGGUCAGCUUUCACAUUUACCGCUACCCCAGUAAUCACUCCUUUCAAUGGCUCCUUUUUCUUGAGAGCAAAACAAUUCACAUAUCUUGUCCCCAUUCAUUUAACACGGAGCUCCUGCUCCCUCUGACCAGCAGAAACACAAACAAUUAUCACUAGACCACUUCUGGUUACCCUCACCGAUUCCACAGCACCCAACUCUGUUUUCACCCAACCUGAAACCACAAAUGGAUCAGCCAAAAGGCAAGGGUCCACUUUUUCCAAAAACGUCACUCCUACUGUCACAGACUCAUCUUUAUCCUGACCCUCGGUGCAAGCCUCGGGCCCCGAGAACUUCACCACACCUACCACCUCCGAUACUUCGCCCUCAUUCACUUCCAUUUCUCCUAUUGUCUUCAACUCACUCUGCUUACACUUUCUACCAUUCUCCUUUAACAAACCAUCUCCCUUAUUUCUGCCAUUUUUAACCGACUCAAGCUCACCCUCUUCCUCCCUCUCUCUCUCUUAGACCUCCUCUGCCUCUCUUUUUCCCUCCAUUCCUCCUCCGUAUUCCAAGUCUAACUCUCCUGAUGAUAAUACUGCAUGUCUCCUGACAUACAUCUUGUUCUUGCCUUGUCAAGGGACGCCAUUUAACCGGCUGUCACAAUCUCCGUACAAUCUAUACAUUUUCAUCUGAACCUUCUGUGUUUCAGAGCUCUUAGCUGACCUGUUCAGAGGGGCGGGGUUCGAGAGUGUAACCAAUGAGUACGUGCUACGAGAAACGGUCAAUAAGAAGGAGGGACUUUGUGUGCCCAGGGUGUUCCUUCAAAGCAAGUUCCGAAGGCCAGACCAAUUACAGAGCUCCUGAAGUCCCUUUCCGCAACAAAUGUUUGAAACCUUCAAAGGCACAAAUGGACUGAAACCUUCAUAUAUAAACGGAUAUCAUUGGACAAAAGCCUACACUGCCGUAUUGCUGAUCAAGUGCCGUUUGUUUGAAUAUGCUUUUUUAUUAAUAAAACUCAGUGGUGGAAAAAGUACCCAAU
Coregonus sp. 'balchen' is the source of this 4897-nucleotide messenger RNA. Lineage: Eukaryota; Metazoa; Chordata; Actinopteri; Salmoniformes; Salmonidae. The record is from the annotation of a GenBank genome assembly.